Molecule: messenger RNA, 4189 nt
Organism: Oncorhynchus gorbuscha (pink salmon)
Lineage: Eukaryota; Metazoa; Chordata; Actinopteri; Salmoniformes; Salmonidae
Product: protein phosphatase 1 regulatory subunit 29-like
Exons: 6
Coding region: 434-3364 (976 amino acids)
Cellular component (GO): plasma membrane
Molecular function (GO): protein binding
Source: RefSeq, a predicted model, not a curated record
GUGAGUGUCCGCACAGGCAGCACAGGGCCAUAGAGGAAGUGGACAACGAGCAAAAAAGACCAGCAAAGAUUGUUCUCUGCCAAACUGAAAGGGAGUUUUCCUCCAUCUCUGUCGCUGAGGGAAGCGGUCAUUAGGGGCCAUGAGUUGCUGCUGGGGCUACCGUCAUUGUAUCCCUCCGAUGCGGAACACUUAAAAUGGGGUCUAUGUUACCAGCUACCAUGGCUGCCAAGCGGCAAGCCAUGCUCUAAUCGCCUAGGCAACAACCUUUCUGUGACCUACGACUUCCUGUCUCCACUUCCUGCUCUGGCCACACCCCUUCCUUACCUGUCGCCCAACCUGAUUUCAAACUUGCCUGCUUCCGUUCCUAAUAUUCUCCCCUUUCUCUUGUUUUCUUAAUAAGAUAACCCCUCCUAUCCUCCCUUCCUCCCUAACCAUGGCCAACAGGUUUCUCCACCUCCCCUCCAUUCCGCUCUCCCUAUCCCUCUCACCAUCCAUCUUCCUCUACCUUCUCCCCCCAUUACUUCUUCUCCUCCACCUCCCUGUGUCUGUCCGGGGGGACUGCUGGCUGAUCGAGGGGGAUAAAGGCUACGUGUGGCUGGCCAUCUGCAGUCAGAACCAGCCCCCAUACGAGACCAUCCCCCAGCACAUCAACAAUACGGUCCAUGACCUGAGGCUGAAUGAGAACAAGCUGAAAGCAGUGCUAUUCCACUCCAUGUAUCGCUUCACCAACCUCACGGACCUCAACCUCACCAAGAACGAGAUCUCUUACAUAGAGGACGGGGCCUUUACCCAUCAGGCCAACCUACAAGUCCUCCAGUUGGGUUACAACAAGCUGACCAACCUGACAGAGGGGAUGAUGCGGGGCCUGGGCCGCUUGCAGUGCCUCUUCCUCCAGCACAACCUCAUCGAGGUCAUUGACAACAAAGCAUUCGAGGAGUCCAGCUCCAGCCUCAGCAGCAUCGACCUCUCGUCCAAUAAGCUGGCCCGGAUCGAUCCGUCAACGUUCACCGUGCUAAACCGGUUAAUGGUCUGCGAGCUGGCAGGAAAUCCUUUCCAUUGUGGAUGUGAUCUGUAUAGUUUUCUUACUUGGUUGGAGGCAUUUAAUAACGUGACACAUACAUACGACAGGCUGCAGUGCGAGACCCCCGGCGAGCUGUUUCUCUACCCGCUCCUGAGCCCCGUGGCCGGGCACGGGCGCAGCGCUCGCACCAUGCUUGCCACCAUCUGUCGCGACGGCAUGAUCAUACCCGGGAUCACGUCUCAACCCGGCACCGACUGGGAGGGCUCCGGGAUGGGCCCGGAGAUGGAUGGCCGGGCCGGACCGUAUCAUCAGCCGACAGCGUCGUCCACGGCUGACCCCAACUUCAACCCCAGCAUCAAACUCCAAUGGGUCACUCUGUCUGCAGCCAAGCUGUUGGUCCAGAUCCCUAAACCAUACAGCAAGAUGUACGUCCUGGUUCAAUACAACCAGAGCUUCGUCUCGGACAUCCAGAACCUCAAGGAGAAGAAGGAGAAGGUGACGUUGGUGGAUCUCAAACCUCACACCAACUACACCUACUGCGUAGUGUCUAUAAGUAAAAACCAGCGCAACAACCACACGUGCAUCUUCUUCGCCACGCGAGAGGCUGGCACUGACGACCACCACGCCAACCCGUCAACCAUGACGCAUUACAUCAUAACGAUCCUGGGGUGUCUGCUGGGGAUGGUGAUCGUGCUCGGGCUCGUCUACUACUGCCUGAGGAAGCGUCGGAUGCAGGAGGAGAAGGAGAAGGUGAUCAGCGUGAAGAAGACCAUCUUGGAGAUGCGGUAUGGACCGGAGGCUGCAGCACAGGCAGCUAACGACCCGGCAGCCAUGCAGCAUCUCCAGGAACAGGCCCAGAACCAGGGGCACCACGGAGGUCACCUCCACGGAGGAGGGAGUGGCGGGGGUAAUAAACUUCCCCCCUCCACCUCCUCCAGCUCCGGCAUGCUCCACGGUUCGGCCAACACCACCUCCUCCCGCCUCUCGACGCUCCCCCAAGUGGAGAAGAUGGCCACGGCGUUCUGUGAAGCCAUGGCAACCAAUAAAGGGAACUAUAUGGACGUGAGGACUGGGGCAGGAUUAUCAGGAGACGGGGGAGGAUUAUUACUGGCAGGGGGAGGAGGAGGAGGGGGGGAGGCGAUACUGGUGGAUAUGCGAGGCAUCAACGGUUGCAGUGAAGAUGGAAUGGACGUUGGGAAUGAUUCGGAUGACGACGGGCACGGAUCUGCAUCGGAGAUCUCGACAAUCGCCAUGGAGGUCGACAAAGUCAACCAGAUUAUCAACAACUGUAUCGACGCGCUCAAGCUCGACUCCCUUGUUGCCACGACAACAUCUGGCGACAACCCUACUUCUCCUCCACCUGCUAGUAUCACCUCCCUCGCUCGGAACCUUAUCCCCCUCUCUCAAGGCCUCGCUGACACCUGCCAGAUGCUCGCCUCCUCUCCCAAAAUCCAUGCCCCUCCCGCGAUGACCCCCGUCCCCCUCGUCAUGCCCCUCUCGGAGCGUCCCGGAAUCAGUGGAGGGGGGUUUCUCUCGCCACCCUACAGGGACCCACCACCGGCGAAUGCCGUACGACCCUUACAGAGGCAGCUGAGCGAUACAGGUGUGGUGGUCAUGGGUGCUGGGAAGAACCGAUGUAGCGUGUCCUCGGCUGGAGGAUCCAUGAAGAGCACCAGGGUCUUCAGUCUGGAUGUCCCGGAGCCCCGCAGCCCGGGGCCCAACUCCUGCCCUCCAUACUCAGAGAAGGGGAGCCCUGUUGGGUGUGGGGAAACCAUGGAGAGGCUCCCUCUUGUGGGUGGAAAUGGUAGUGGUUGUGGUAGUGGUGGUGAUGGAAACGGGAUGGGUUGUGGUGGUGGGAACGGAAUGGGAGGAGGGGUUAAUGAAGGUGGGGUGAAUGUCAAUGGAGGCCCGGGAAAGCAGCAGCAGCAUCAUCAUCUGGAGGUACAUCCAGACUACCACUGUUCUGAGCACAGGCACUCCUUCCCCGCCCUCUACUACGAGGGAUCCAACGACUCCCCCUCUCCCUCCCCAUCCCAGAAGGCCUCCUUCCUCAAACCCCUGGGACGUACCAAAAGGGACCCUGCCGCCUACUCCCAGCUCUCCCCUUCCCGGCACCACAACUACUCCGGCUACUCCUCCAGCCCCGAAUAUUCCUCGGAAAACACCCUUCGAAUCUGGGAGAGGUUCCGGCCACACAAGAAAGGCCCUCGCGACCCUCGCGAAGAGGCGACGUAUAUCGCUGCAGGCCACGCCUUGAGGAAGAAGGUUCAGUUUGCGAAAGACGAGGACCUCCAUGAUAUCCUCGACUACUGGAAGGGGGUGUCGGCCCAGCAGAAGCUGUGAGAGAUGAGGAAGAGGUGUAACCUAGAGGAUGGCAUACAGAAGGAGAAGACAGUGAUGUCAUAAUUCUCAAGAACUCCCAGACAGUGAAUGGACCUGAAUGACACAACUACAACUGUCGGCUCCCAUGUGCACUUCCUGGUCUCUUUUAUGACAUCAUCUGUCUUCUCAUUCUUUAACUAUCCUCGGCUGUUACAACAGCAGACUCUGCCAGGGGAUGAGGAGGAUAGUAGUGGAAGUUAUGGGGGAGACAUUAUGUAGUAGUAGUAGUAGCAUGACACGGGGUAUUGUUUUUUUUCUACAGUUCCACAAUGGAACUACAGGGGUUCCACAAUUCUACAAGUCGUUCCACAGAAAUUCCACUGUUCCAUUGCGGGUUCCAUCAUGGUUCCACAAGAGUUCCACAGUUUUACAAUGGUUCUAUAGAGGUUCCAAAGUUCCAUAAAGAGUUCUAUAAUGUCUCUGUAACAGUUCCGUAGGGGUUCUAUAGUGGUUCUAGAAGUUUCAAAGUUCUACAUGGAGUUCCAUAAUGGUUCCACACUGAGCUUCUAGGUGGUUCCACAUUCUCUUUUUUUCCAGGUUUGGGUAAACAAAAAAACAACAAUAUAUCAGAUUUCCUUUUGUCUGGCACUUUGGUCCUUGCAGACUAUCAUAGAAAGACAGAGCCAGGGUGAUGAGGACUCAGUAAUGACUGCAGAGUCUUGUCACUAGCAGGUGUCCUAAGACUCAUUACAACAUAUCUCCCAACAACAAGCAGCAGCAUUACUCGGCUUAAACCCUGGUCCCUUAAACAGCACAGCUCAUAAUCCCAUCAACAUUCAAUUCAUU